Molecule: messenger RNA, 2454 nt
Organism: Nerophis lumbriciformis (worm pipefish)
Lineage: Eukaryota; Metazoa; Chordata; Actinopteri; Syngnathiformes; Syngnathidae
Source: RefSeq, a predicted model, not a curated record
AUGGAGCGGCGAGAGGGAGAUUCGCCGGUAUUCUGUGACACAGACGACCUACCACUUUGUGCCAACACCAGCCACGUGCUAGUUAAACACUAUGCUCUAGACCUGUCCGUUCAUUUUCACAGAAAGGUCAUUAGUGGUUGUGUGGUUCUGUUUCUGGAACCUACUGCUCGUGGAGAGCCCGAAGGACAUGAUGGAGAACAAACUACUUCGUUGACAAACAAUGAUGGGAUGGACAUGACAAUCAAGUCCACACCUAAAGGGCAUUUUACCUUAAUUCUUGAUUGCUGUGACAUCGCCGUGUCUAAGGUAGAACAGGUGAACGUCACUUUCUUGUCGGAUUCCUUUCAUGGGGUUCAGCCCCUUGACCUCAUCCACGCGUUGGUCUCCAUGCCUUCGGCUCAGUGGAGGCGGCAGCGUGAGCUUUUCACGGCUUGUAGCCGUGCCCCUGGUGUUGAGCAGGAUGGAGAACCGCUACGUUUUCACACUGACCGCUGGAGUCUGCAGGUGUGGAAGCAAGGGGUCUCCUCCCCGCAGGACUUCCCCAGAGCACUCAGGAUCUACUAUGAGACGAGGCCCACUGGGGGUUCUGUCAGGUGGACCAAAGACCAGGACAACAGGGCGUGCGUGUACACCGCCGGCUCACCCAUCAACAACCGAGCCCUCUUCCCCUGCCAGGAGCCGCCUGUUGCCAUGUCAACAUGGCAGGCCACAGUGCGGGCCCCCUGCGACUUUGUGGUCUUGAUGAGUGGGGAAGAACAGGUUGAGCCUAUUCUAGAUGUGGACGCGAAUUUGUUGAUGUGGAAUUACUAUGUCACAAUGCCUAUGCCUGCCUCCACCUUCACCUUGGCAGUGGGCCAUUGGCAACAAGUCGCUACUGAACCUCUACCCUCCUGUGGAAAAACGCAGUGGGAAAGGUGGGAUGAGUUUGGGGAGUCUGUCCCCAUCGCCUCUCACCAAGGCACAAGCAGUGAAGUAGUAAAAGCCUCCAGUCUCCACAUUGGCAGGGAAGAGCAGCCUGCCUGCCCAGGCUCGUCCUCUCAGCACGAGCGCGUCUCUGUGCCCGACUGUGCAGCCAUAUUGGAUGACAGCUUCCCUUGUUCCCAUGGCGACUACCCAUGCCGGUUCGCCGAACGCGCCGUGAAGUCCCAGCGUGUGAUCCAGCACCGUGUGUUUGCCCCCAUUGGCUUGCUGCAAAAGGCGCAGAUGGGAAUCCUCACCCUGUUGCCGCAAUGUCUAGCUGCAGCCUAUGCGAUCCUGGGAGUUCAUCCCUUCCCCCGCCUUGAUGUUCUCAUUGUACCAGCUGGGUUUUCCAGUCUGGGUAUGGCCAGCCCCCACAUCAUUUUCCUGUCUCAGAGUGUGCUGCAUGUUGGCAGCUCAUUUUCGAAAGAAAACAGCCUGUCCUUGUGUGGGUCCAGGCUGUGCCAUGAAAUUGCCCAUGCCUGGUUUGGCCUGGUCAUAGGGGCCAGAGACUGGACAGAGGAAUGGAUUAGUGAGGGUUUCGCCACCUACCUGGAGGAUAUUAUCUGGGCCCAAGCACAGCAACUCUCUCCACCAGAAGCAGCAGAACAAUCCAACUUGAAAGCACUGCUGAGAUGGAGAAGAUUGUCUGAUGAGUUGCAGAAUUCAGGAGAGGAGCUUCAAAUCUUGAGACCUAACAUGGAGAAAACGGGCCAUGUCAGUGAGUCCGGCUCAUCCACAGUAAAACAUGCCCUUAACCCAGACAAAUCCUUCCUACAAGUCCAUUACCUCAAGGGCUACUUCCUCCUCAGAUUCUUGGCCAGCGAAGUUGGAGAGCAGCAAUUCAUUAACUUCUUCAGAUUAUUUGUGAAGAAAUACCACGGUCAACUCAUCCUAUCUCAGGACUUCCUGCAAAUGUUGCUUUCCACCUUUCCUGACCUUGCGAGAAAAGGCGUAACGCUCGAUGCUAUUUAUGCCGACUGGUUGGAUCGACCGGGAAUUCCCAAGUGGCUAGACGAAAGAAGCGCUGUGUGGUCCGAGGCGACUCUGGUGGAGGAAGUCAAGGCGGAGGUUGCAAAAUGGAUUCUCCUCAGUCAUCAGGGGAAGGGCAGAAAGCGGAAGCGAUUGCAGCCCAAGGUGAACUGCAAAGAGAUAACCUCAGAGCAACUCAUCCUGCUUUUGGAGCUCCUCUUAGACGAAACCAAGCUGAGCGCAUCUACCAUGCAUGCUCUGGCUCAUACCUAUGACUUGCACAGCCAAGACGCUGAGGUGAGACAUCGCUGGUGCGAGCUGGUGGUCAAACACAGACACGCUCCCGCGUAUGGUGACGUGGAGCGCUUCCUAAUUCACGACCAGGCAAUGGGUGUUUAUCUAUACGGUGAGCUGAUGGUCCAGGAGGAUGCAGAGCAGCAAGCUCUUGCUCGUCGCUGCCUUUCCUUGGCCAGCGAGGAAAUGGACCGAUCGGCACGCAAAGUGGUGGAAGAGAUGGUUCUAUGA